Molecule: messenger RNA, 1719 nt
Organism: Scheffersomyces coipomensis
Lineage: Eukaryota; Fungi; Ascomycota; Pichiomycetes; Serinales; Debaryomycetaceae
Exons: 1
Coding region: 1-1719 (572 amino acids)
Source: RefSeq, a predicted model, not a curated record
AUGACUUCAACAAGUUAUCUAACUAAUGAACAUUUAAAUCCUAUAAAUGAUAAUUUCUCCAAUGAAUCAUUCAUACUACCGGAAGUUAUCAACUCUUUACCGAUUAAACGACUAUAUGAUUUUAAAUCAAAGAAAUUGAAAGAAUUGGUUAAAUUAAAUCAUGAAUUGAAUUGUGAAUUCGAUCAAGUCAUCCUUAAAGUGAAAUUAAUUGGCAUUGAUUAUAAUCAUGAUUUCAUCACAUCAACUAAUGAAAGUAAGAAUCGUCAUCCUCGUCAUUCUCAUUAUAAUAGAGAUCAUCAACCUAAUCCCAAACAAAUUGUUCCUGGGUUCAAAAUCAUUGGGAAAGUUCAUCAAUCAAGAUCAUCAUCAUUCUCAUCUACCGCAAAUAAGAAAUACUUGGUAUUCCCAUAUUCAAAUUGUUUACUACAAAAUCAAAAACAUCUAUGUCAACAAUGUCAAUUCCUUCUUAAUAAACAAAGUCAUAUUUCUUCGUCUUUUCCACUCAAUGAUUUCACCCCGUUACAUACUCGUUAUCAAUGUUUGAAUAAUAUCAUGUAUGGUAUCAACAUCGAUGGUGGAUUCCAAGAUUAUUUAAAGAUCUUACACCCAAAAGAUAGUCUUGUUGAGAUUCCCAAAAAUGUAAGUAUGCAUGAUUGUUUAUUCCUAUAUGAUAUAAUGUUACCAUUUUACUCCUUUUUACAAUCUUCAUCAUCAAAUAUGGAUAUUAUGCAUACGGGGAAAGUAUUAAUAAUCUUGAAUGAUUCAGAUAAAGAACUUAAUGAUGUUUUAAUAAUAUUGAAUCAUUUUAAACAAAUUGAUCAAUCCCAAAUCUCAAUUGUUGAUUAUUCUAAAAUCAAAUCAUCAAUGAUAAGUUCGAAAUAUCAUAAACGAUUCGAUCAAAUUUUAAUCUUUAAUAAACAACUCCAACUUCAAAAUGAUAAUGACACAAUGAAACUAAUUCAAUUAUUCCUGGCUUCAAAUGGCUUGGAAUCAACUAAAUCUCGAUAUAACGUGAUUAUAUUUAAUAAUCAUUUACAAACCAUUCCACAACUGAAUCAACUCCAACAACAUCAACAAGAUAAAGCGAUUCAUCAUUUCAAACUUGCAUAUAAGGAUAAACUUCAUCUUGAACAAGUAUUAUUGAUACUAUCGGAUUUGAAUUCAUCAUUUAAUUCUACUACUACUGAUGAAGCUAAUUUAUCAGCUUCAAGUACCAUAAAACCAAGAGUAUCGAUUGGAAGUAUGGAUUCAACCAUAUCAUCAUCAACAUCGACUUCAAGUGCAUCUAUCUCAUCUUCAUCGUUACCAAGUACACCUGUCAAUGAAUCCUCCCCAAAUUCCUUCUCAUCAGGAUCAUUCAAUGAAGAUAAUCAUCAUCAUCAUCAUAACCAUGGACAAACCCAUCAGAAUCAUCAGGGGAAGAAUUUACGAUUUAGAGGUACAGCAUCGAUCAUCAAUGCUUAUCCCAAAUCGAAGAAGAAGAUCACUCAUCAUUGGUUGAAUUGCGAUUAUGAUUUCGAUCUCGUGAAGUAUGAUGAAGAUGAAGAAGAUUAUAAUGAUAAUGAUGAUGAAUACAGUACCCGACAGUUGAUGUUGAAAAAGAGUCAUAAUAUCAAACAUAUUAAUAAAAUCAUCCGAACUGCUUCAACUGCUUCAAGAGUAUGUUACAAUAAUAAAAGUAAUCGACCUACCAAAUUAAAUGCAUUUAUAUUCUGUUAA